CUUAAUUUCUUUGUUUAGACAAACUUGCAACAUACAAAAAUAAAAUGGAUUCUUAUUCAUAUGUAGCUAUUUCUUCUUCUAAUUCUUUUUCCACAUAUCCACAACCAGAACAAAAGAAAAAUAAAAAACUAGCCUCAUAUCAUUCCUCACUUCAUGGAGUUAAAAGACUUCCAACAAAACCAAUGACUAAACUACCAAUUGCACCUUUGCCACCAACACCUCCAAAAAUCUAUAGAGUUGAACCUGUUAAUUUCAAGGAAGUUGUCCAAAUGCUCACUAGAUCUCCCGAGUUUCAAUCCGUCUCUAAUAAUUCUAUCUGUAGUUUUGACUCUGAUUCUGGCUCUGGCUCUGACUCUGUCUCUGGUUCUUUCAAUUCGAAGCGUUUACAAAAUAUCGCUCCUCCUCCACUUGAUCUCUCACCUGUUUCGUUACAAAGAAGUAACAACAACAAUAAUAAUAAAAUUGAUGCACAAUGGUUCGAGUUCCUUCAUCCUUCUUCUUCCUCUAACAACCAAUUAGUUGAAUCAAUCGAGUGCAUUGAUUCAACGACGUAUGAAGAACAAGAAAGAUCACAUGUAACGCCUCGAAUCCCAUUAGAAAAUUAUUUUGGAUCAUGUAGUCCAUUGGCUAAUUUUCCUCUAUCGCCGGCUUCUUUUGAAUGGUGUUCUUCUAUUCUUCUCAGCCCUAGCACGCUUACUUCACCAAGCGCGGUUCAAAUCAUAUGAGUGUUUGUAACUUAUUAUUAUAAUCCUCAUGGUUUAAAAAAUGAGGACUACUACCUUAUCCAUCAUUUUUAUUGUUAUCUAUUGUUUCUUUUGCUUCGAGUAUCGGAUUAUUUUUGUCGCUAUUGCUCUCUUCUACUUUGA
Molecule: messenger RNA, 866 nt
Organism: Solanum dulcamara
Lineage: Eukaryota; Viridiplantae; Streptophyta; Magnoliopsida; Solanales; Solanaceae
Exons: 1
Coding region: 45-725 (226 amino acids)
Source: RefSeq, a predicted model, not a curated record